Messenger RNA from Notolabrus celidotus (New Zealand spotty), 3864 nucleotides. It is a transcript of the gene paxip1, whose product is annotated as PAX interacting (with transcription-activation domain) protein 1. Lineage: Eukaryota; Metazoa; Chordata; Actinopteri; Labriformes; Labridae. The coding region runs from base 154 to 3612 and encodes 1152 amino acids. Gene Ontology annotation, biological process: positive regulation of transcription initiation by RNA polymerase II. The record is from RefSeq and is a predicted model, not a curated record. Gene Ontology annotation, cellular component: nucleus. The transcript has 23 exons.
UCCCCCCUCAGUGUGUCGGAGUGGAACAGUCCGAGGCGCGCUCGGUGGUUUGGCGCUCCUGUCCCCGGCUGCUUCACUGUCAGCAGCUGCCCUAACACUCUGUUAGCUUUGUGAGCUUCUUCAGCAUCAAACCCAUGAGUGGAACGGGCAGCCAUGUCUGAAGAGGAGAGCAAGGUGUCCCAGGAACUAUUUAAAGAUGUCAAAUUCUACGUGGUGGGGGACAUCGACCAAAAGGUGGUGCAGCUGUUGAAAGCAGGUAAGGGGAAGGAGGUGUCCUAUAAUGCUCUGGCCACUCACAUCAUCGCAGAGGACGGGGACAACCCUGAGGUGGGCGAGUCCAGAGAGGUGUUUGACCUUCCUGUAGUCAAGCCGUCCUGGGUCAUCCUCUCUGUCAGGUGUGGAGACCUGCUACCAGUGACUGGAUUCUCUCCAGAAUCAGGACAGAUCUUCUUUGGUGUGACCGCAUGUCUUCCCAGGCUUCCAGAUGACCUGAACACGUUUUGGGCGUACGUGACCUUCUACGGAGGAGACUGUCAGCUGAACCUCAACAAGAAGGUCACACACUUAGUGGUGAAGGAGACAAAGGGGGCCAAGUUUGAGUGUGCCCUGAAACAUCCCAACAUUAAGAUCGUCACCCCAGACUGGAUCACAGACUCUGUUAAAGACAAAAGCAGGAAGGACGAGGCGCUCUAUCACCCCCGACUCACCUACGUGGAGGCUGACGAGGAGGAGGAGAGCGAGGCAGAGUCCUACGAACACUCGGAUGGAAGCUACAGCCCCCGGCGGUCCCGCAUGUCCAGUGGGGGCUCCUCUGGUGAGGAGUCCAGUCCCCGCAGGAGACCAGGACCCAAAAAACUGAACUCCGUCUCCCCAUCCUCCCCCCGUAAACCAGAGCGCCGCAGUGAGCGCAUGUUUGACGACUCUGACGAUGACUCCCCUACAGAGAAGGAGGGAACCAACCUUAACUGGACCCCUGCUGAAGUCACCACCCCCACCACAACAGUUCCUUCAGGUACAGCCAGACGGCGGGCUGGACCCCCUGGUACCAAGGACCCAGUCACAUCCUCAGGAAGCGGGCUGAUCAACCUGUGCGCCACUGUGCCUCCUGUACCAGGCAGCGGUGGAAACAUGGCUGCAGAAGCUCGAGCUGCUGCUGCUGUCAGUCACCCUACACCGCAAGGUGUUUCAGUUCCAGAGGGCCUCGCUGGAUGGAGUCCUGCUGCUAGAACGCUCCGAAACAUCACCAACAACUCGGACAUGCAGCCAACCAGCCGACCUGCUAACCCAGCACACAUCCUCCAGAAUCUCACAUCCAAUCAGACAAAGCCACUAGAGCAGCAGACUAAUCAGAGCCAUGCUCAGACUCCUAACAGUACCAACCCCCUCCUCUUCAGUCAGUCCAAACCAGGCGGCCAUCCCCUCACAGCUGAGCAGCAGCAACAGUUACUGCAACAGCAACAGCCCCACCAGGCUCCUCAGCAACAACACCAACAGCUACCACAGCAACAGCAGCAUCCUCUGAUGCACCUGCAGCAGCAGCAACAGAUGAUGCAGCUUCAUCAUCAACAACAGCAGCAGCAGCAACAUCAGCAGCAGCAGCAGCAGCAGCCGCCGCCACAGGUGGUGCAACAGCAAGGUUUCUCACAGUUGCCCCAACAACAGCAACAGUUUCUGCAGCAGCAGCAACAAAUGCACCAACAGCAGAUGUUCUCCCAGCAGCAACAGCAACAGCAACAGCAGCAGCAACAACAGCAACAGCAGCAACAGCAACAUGCGUUCUCCCAGCAGCAGCUGAGGCCCCAACAACUCCUGCGACCGGGUUUACAACAGCUGCAGCAACAGCAGGCGCUGCAGCAGCAGCUCCAGCAGUUUCAACAACAGCAGCGCAUGCAGAUGUUACAACAACAGCAACAGCAACAGCAACAACAACAACAACAACAACAACAACAACAACAGCAACAGAGUCAACAACAGUUACAUCAACAGCAUCUACAGCAGCAGCAGCAGCAACAACAACAACAACAACAACAACACUUUCUGCAGCAGCAACACAUGCAGCAGAUGCAGCAGCUGCAGAAUCAGCAGCAGCAGCAGGCUCUGCAGCAAAACCAGCAGACCCUGCAACAGCAGCAGACCACUAUGCAGCCUCAGAUCCAGCAGACCCCUCACAUCUCCCAGCUGUUUGGACACGAGCCCGGGCAAGACAUUCCUCAGGACGGCUUCCUGCUGGGCUGCGUGUUUGCGAUCGCUGAUUACCCGGAACAGAUGGCUGACAAACAGCUGCUGAACACCUGGAAGAGGGUGAUCCAGGCAUGUGGAGGAGCCGUGGACCCCACACUGACCAGUCGCUGCACACACCUGCUGUGUGAGAGCCAGGUCAGCGCCAUGUAUGUACAGGCUCUCAGAGAGGGGAAACGCUGUGUGACGGCUCACUGGUUGAACACGGUUCUGAAGAGGAAGAGGAUGGUCCCUCCUCACCGGACCUUACACGUGCCCUUUGCCUUCCCACCUGGAGCCAAACCCUGCUCGCAGCAUAUCAUCUCAGUGACCGGGUUUGUGGACGCUGACAGAGACGACCUGAAGCUGAUGGCUUACCUGGCCGGGGCACGAUACACGGGAUACCUGUGUCGCAGUAACACUGUGCUCAUCUGUAAAGAACCCAGCGGACUGAAGUAUGAGAAGGCGAAGGAGUGGAAGAUCCCGUGUGUGAACGCACAGUGGCUGUGUGACGUCCUGCUGGGAAACUUUGAGGCUCUCAGACAGAUCCAACACAGCCGAUACUCCAACUACACCCUGCCAGAACCUCUAGUACCAAACCCCCAGCUUGUCCAGAACCUGCUCGCUGCGUGGAGAGCUCCCAUCAAAGUGUCUCCUGAGUCUUUGGCGAGUCUGCAGCUCCUGCACAAACAGAGGAUCAGUGACUCCAACCAGCCUGCUAACAAGAAGGCCAGACUGGAGGAGGUCCAGUCUCCCAGUAAGAAGCUCCCUCCAGAGUCCACUCCUCGAGUCAUGUUCACUGGCUUUGAACCGGCACAGGUGCAGCAGUACACCAAGAGGUUGCACUCGCUGGGAGGGGAGGUGACAGACUGCAGUCAGAAGGUGACUCACCUGGUGGCGAGUAAGGUGACUCGCACCGUGAAGUUCCUGACGGCCAUGUCUGUGGUCAAACACAUCGUCAGCCCUGAGUGGCUGGAGGAGAGCUGGAGGGGCCACAAGUUCCUCGAUGAGCAGGGUUUCACUCUGAGGGAUGCAGAGGCUGAAACGUUGUUCAGUUUCAGUCUGGAGGAGUCUUUAAAGAGAGCUCACAGCACCCCACUGUUCAAGGGAAAGUUCUUCUACCUGACCCCCGGGGUGUGUCCCAGCCUGAGCACCAUGAAGUCCAUCCUGGAGAGUGCUGGAGGGAAGCUGCUGUCCAAACAGCCGUCGUACAGGAAGAUCAUGGAGCACAAGCAGAACAAGAACCUUCCAGAGAUCAUUCUCAUCUCCUGUGACAAUGACCUGCACCUGUGCAGAGAGUACUUCAUGAAGAACAUUGACGUCCACAACGCAGAGUUCAUCCUGACGGGAGUUCUCACCCAGAAGCUCAACUACGACUCGUACAGGUUCACCUGAAGAAGCACAGAGGUUGGGAUGAAGAGGAGGAAGAGGAGUGUACAGCUGUCUGACUUUUCUAUCUUCAGUGUUUUUGUAGCUUUUUGUAACCUGUUUGAAUAAAUAAAUAAUGGAUGAUGUUAUUUUUGUGAAAUGAAUGUUUAAAUUAUGGAGGAUUUUAACCUUUUCCUGUUGUUCACAUAGAAUGUGUCAGAGCUUCAGCUGCUUUUUGGAAUAAAAACUACAACUGUUUGUGACAACAGGCUGCUCUCA